AUGGGUUGUACAUCAUCCUCUGCGGAGCCGGCGCGCGAACCCGUCACGGAACGCGUGGUGGUGGAGAGCGAGGUCGUCCCGGAAACGGACAUGGAGGACUGGCCGCUCGCCAAGCUAAGAGAGCGGCUCGCCGCUGCGCCUGCGGAGGCGCCGCUAGCGGCGGUGGUCACGACUGGCGCCAUGAACCCGCCGCACGCCGGCCACGCCCAGAUGCUGCACCAAGCGGCGGCGCGUCUGCAGGAGGACGGCUUUGAAGUGGUGGGCGCGUGGGUCUCGCCGAGCCACGACGGCUACGUGCAGCCCAAGGCGUGGAGCCUGCGCACCGUCGGGCUCAGCGCGGCGUUCCGGCUCAAGCUCGCGGAUCAUGCCACAGAGGACGACCGGCUCGUGGCCGUGGGUGCGUGGGAGGCGCAGCAGCCGGGCGAUUGGCCGGACUACCCCUUGGUGGCCAAGGCGCUGCGCGAGCGGCUGCAUGCGCUCGCCGUCCUCGAGGAUGGCGCGCUCUCGCGACUGCGCGACGCGCGAGUCUUCUACGUCUGCGGCACCGACCACGCGCAAAAAUGCGGCCUGUACGGCGGCGGGCUGAAGCACGCCGCCGGCGUCGGCACCGUCGUCGUGCCGCGCGCGGGCGACAUGCCGUCCGCCGCGCGCGCCGUCGCCGGCUGGGGACCUUACAUUGCCCAGCCGGCGGCGGGCGACGUCGCCAGCUUCUCGUCCACCAGAGUGCGCUCCGCCAUCGCGGCGAAAGACGCUGACGCGGUGCGCACAAUGCUGUCGGCAAGCGCAGCGCGCUUCCUGCUGCAGCCAACGGCGGAGGAGCACGAGUGCUACAGCGCCGACUACGAGAAGCUCGGCGUGUCACCGCCGCCACCGACGAGUACGGAAGGCGUGGUGGUGGAGGGCGAGGCCGUCCUGGAAGCGGAGGUCGAUCGGGCGAAUGAUGACGGCACGACGCCGCUGUACGCCGCCUGUGAGAAGGGUCACGUCGACGCGGCGCGGCUGCUGCUGGACAAAGGCGCGGACGUUAAUCGGGCGAACAAGGACGGCUGGACGCCGCUGUACGUCGCCUGCCUUCAGGGCCACGUCGACGCGGCGCGGCUGCUGCUGGACAACGGUGCGGACGUUAAUCGGGCGAACAAGGACGGCUGGACGCCGCUGUACGUCGCCUGCCUUCAGGGCCACGUCGACGCGGCGCGGCUGCUGCUGGACAACGGUGCGGACGUUAAUCGGGCGAAUAAGUACGGUGCGACGCCGCUGUUCUCCGCCUGCUACAACGGCCACGUCGAUGCGGCGCGGCUGCUGCUGGACAAAGGCGCGGAGGUCGAUCGGGGCGGCGCGCUGUACAUCGCCUGCCAGAACGGCCACGUCUACCUGGCGCGGCUGCUGCUGGACGAAAGGGCGGACAUCAAUCGGGCGAAUGAGGAUGGCGCGACGCCGCUGUUCAUCGCCUGUCAGCAGGGCAAAACCUACGCGGCGCGGCUGCUGCUGGAGAAAGGCGCGGAGGUCGACCGGGCAAAGGAGAGCGGUCAGACGCCGCUAUGGAUCGCCUGCGAGGGCGGCCGCGUCGACGUGGCGCGGCUGCUGCUGGAAAAAGGCGCGGAGGUCGAUCGGGCGAACAAUGACGAUGAGACGCCGCUAUUCAUGGCCUGCCGGGCGGGCUACGUCGACGUGGUGCGGUUAUUGUUAGAUAAGGGCGCGGACGUUAAUAAGGCGGACAAGCUCGGUACGACGCCGCUGGACGCCGCAAAAGAAGAGGGCGACUCGGCUGUAUACAACAGUAAUAAGAAAAAGGUCGUCGCGCUCCUCGCGGAACAUCAUCGGAGGCUCCUCGAAGCGCGUAUGAUGGAGGCCGAGCCCUGGGCGCCGGAGGGCGAGACGUAGGAACACCUAAGUAUGACUACGCAAGGAACAUGAGUGGCCGUUACGCGAGUCCCCCCGAGACCAGGGA
Pelagomonas calceolata is the source of this 1948-nucleotide messenger RNA. Lineage: Eukaryota; Pelagophyceae; Pelagomonadales; Pelagomonadaceae. The record is from the annotation of a GenBank genome assembly.